Messenger RNA from Penaeus indicus, 1175 nucleotides. Its product is annotated as pro-resilin-like. Gene Ontology annotation, molecular function: chitin binding. The transcript has 2 exons. The record is from RefSeq and is a predicted model, not a curated record. Lineage: Eukaryota; Metazoa; Arthropoda; Malacostraca; Decapoda; Penaeidae. Gene Ontology annotation, cellular component: extracellular region. The coding region runs from base 55 to 1068 and encodes 337 amino acids.
ACUCUGGUCUCUUCUUUAUCUACUAUUUCGACAAAGAUUUUGUACGAAGUCAUCAUGAUGAUUGUAUUGUUUUGUGGUUUGGUGGCGAUCGCAUCUGCUCAGAUACUGCCCUCCAAUACCUAUGGAGCCCCGAACGGAGGGUUCUCAAACGGCUUUGGUUUUGGAGCUUUCAACGGAGCCUCAAACAACGGUUUUGGUGCCCCAAGUAAUGGUUACUCUGCACCAAGCAACACCUAUGGCACGCCCAACGACGCCUACGGAGUAGACCCUGAGAUUGCCGCUUUGGCCGAGAACAUUCCCGGGGGCGGCGUCCCCGGCGAGGACUACCCCAUCUUGGCUUCCGUGCCCGACACCGGCUUCUCGUGCGAUGCCCAGGCGGUACAAGGUUAUUACGCCGACACUGCAGCUGAAGCCGGCUGCCAGGUGUUCCAUAUCUGCCAGGACCGCGCCCUCAGGCGCCAACAGGACUCGUUCCUGUGCCCCAACGGUACCAUCUUCAACCAGCAGUACCUGGUAUGUGACUGGUGGUUCAACGUGGACUGUUCUCAAGCUGAGAGCUUCUACUCCGUCAACGAACUCAUCGGAGUCGUUCCCGACGCCGGUUAUGCUUAUGCUGCCGCCACCAACGGCAUCCUCAACGGAAACGGAAACGGAUAUGGAGCCAACGGCAACGGAGCCAACGGAAACGGAUGGAACAGAGCUAAUGGAUACGCUUCCAAUGGCAACGGAAGGAAUGGCAACGGAGCCACCAAUGGAAACGGAUAUCGCUCAAACGGCAACGGCAACGGCGCUAAUGGCUUCAAUGGCAAUGGCAGGAACGGCUAUGCCUCUAAUAGCAAUGGAGCGAACGGUGUCAAUGGAAAUGGUUUCAACGGCAAUGGAUAUAGAUCCAAUGGCAACGGUAAUGGAAGGAAUGGCAAUGGAAAUGGUAACAGGUAUAAUGGCAAUGGUCUGCGAACAAAUGGAAAUGGAAGGAACGGCAGCGGUAAUGGAAACGGAUAUAAUGGCAAUGGCUUCAAUGGCAACGGAGCUGCCGCUCCGUCUGCCUCCUAUGGCGCUCCUUUCUAAACGGACCCUCGUGCACAUCCUAAGCAGGCUUUCCUCAGUAAACGCAUGUAUAUUUCAGCGCUUUAUAGAUGUUCUAUAUUUUUGCAAGAAUACAUAUGAAAUACCUA